AUGAGAUUCUUAUUAGCUUUAAUGUUAAUCUUUGUAGCAUUUUUUGCUACCAAUGCUGAACAAAUGAACAUCCAACAAGAGAUGAUGUUGGAUCGUAAGCCAAUCAGCAACCUCGUCAAGUGUGACGUCUGCCACUAUGUGGUCAAGGUAGCCGAAGAUUUGCUCCUCAAGAACCACACCACCACCCAAAUCGUCAGCCACUUGGAGACUGCCUGCACUCGUCUUCCACACAAGUGGGCCAAGCCAUGUGCCAAGAUUGUUCACAACCAAGCUGCCUCUAUCGUUAGAAAGUUGGUCCAACACGAAAAGCCAGAACUCGUCUGCAAGCAACUCCACUUUUGCAAGUCUGCCCAUCUCCAAGAACAAGAAGACUAUGACUAUGACUAUGAAAUGGUUGAAGAAUCUGAUGUUGACGAGUAUGACUAUGAAUUCUCUGAAGUAGACGACGAAACCGACUAUGACCAAGUUGAAAUCUCUAACCUCGGUAGAAAGAAAUUCAAGCCAGGCAAAUUAAACCCACUCAAGCCAUUGAAGAAGCUCGAAUGCAAGGUUUGCAAGUCCAUCGUCCACAAGGCUGAAAAGGCUGUCACCAGCGGUAGAACCGAGAGAGAAAUCGAACACCUUUUGGACGGUGAAUGCAACCACUUUGGUAUCCACCCAGCCGUCAAGAUGUGCAAGAAGAUCGUUCACUCUACUCUUGGCAAGAUCAUCCAUGAAAUCAAAAAGAACGCCGACGCUCACCGUGUCUGCAAGGCUGUUCACAUGUGUAAAUAA
Messenger RNA from Cavenderia fasciculata, 774 nucleotides. RefSeq lists its product as uncharacterized. The coding region runs from base 1 to 774 and encodes 257 amino acids. The transcript has a single exon. The record is from RefSeq and is a predicted model, not a curated record. Gene Ontology annotation, biological process: lipid metabolic process. NCBI's taxonomy places the organism in Eukaryota, Evosea, Eumycetozoa, Acytosteliales, Cavenderiaceae.